AUGGUUUUAUAUAAUGAUAAAAAAGUUCCGGAACUUCGUGAAUUGUGUAUUGCUCGCAGGCUUCUUUCGACUGGUAAUAAGCCAGCAUUAAUUGAUCGUUUAAUUAAAUCAGACCAAAGAGAUAGUCUUGUAAAGAUAGAAGAGAACGAAAUGCAACUAGACGUUGCCUCUGGACAUUCACAUGAAACUUUAAGUGAUAUAAAAUAUGAGUACGAACCUACACUUGACGCAAUGGCCACGGAAGAAAUUCCUGCCUCCGAAGAGUUAGCUUUACCUCAACAGAUUUUAGAACAACAGCGGGAUAUCCCUGCAAACGUUGAAAUGCCCAAUGAAUAUUCAGAAUCAAUAAAUCCUGCCAGGCAACAGCAACAGCAACAAAUCAGCCAUCCUCCCAUACCAUCUUCCACGACAUCGCCAACAUUAACUCACACUUAUGUUUCUUCUUCUUCUUCGAAUAAUAGUUCCUUGGAACAGAAUCUCAAUAAUCAAACCCAACCUUUUGAACAUUCAGCAGAAUUGUCUCCUACAUAUCCAAGGGAUGAACCUCAAUGUGAGAUAGAUCGUGAUCUCUUGGCUCGUCUUAUAUCAGAAAGAAAGUAUGGAACCCAAAAUUUAUAUUCCUUAUCAAGGGGAAUUAUGCUGACUCCAAGUCGACCAAAUGGGAUACCAUAUAGUUAUGAUUUACUGCUGGAGAUAGUACAAGGGUCAUUAACAUACAGAGAUGGGGAAAUACCUAUUUGGUUAAAAGAUUCUUAUGACACAACAUUUGGGACGACAUAUUUUGAACCAGAAUGUACUCGUGAUCCUGGCAUACCCGUGGAAGAUUUAUUUUUGAAUGGAUUUUGA
Messenger RNA from Funneliformis geosporum, 846 nucleotides. The record is from the annotation of a GenBank genome assembly. NCBI's taxonomy places the organism in Eukaryota, Fungi, Glomeromycota, Glomeromycetes, Glomerales, Glomeraceae.